GAAGGGAUGUCGGGUGUUGAAAUGGCUUCGAGCUUCGCCUAAUGGCUGCAAGGGACUAGUACUCCCCACAGGUCGGCCAAAGAUUGAACGGUUCCGAGCCAGCAUCCAUCAUGGCCUCCUCGCGUCACCACUCGUCCCGCGACCGAGAGCGCGACGACCGCAAAGGUCGUUCACACCACUCGGGCGGUCAUAAGAGGACCUCUCAUCGCCACAGGUCGAGAUCAAGGAGCGCCAGCCCGGAGGAGGGGAAUAGCAGCAACCAUCACAGUAGCGACCGGCACUGGGACGAGAGGGACAAAGACCGUCAUCGGAGGCGGGACGAGAGGGAAAAGGGUAAGGAGCGCGAGCAUUGCAGUCACUCUCAUCGGCAUCGCAGCAGCCACGAAGAUGAUAAUGGAAAGCGCAGCAGGAAAGAGGAUACAGAUAGGGAACAUCGCCAUUGUAAGCGGAGCCAAAGUAGGGAUAGGGACGGAGGGAGGGUUAAAAAGUCACGGAAGGAGGGAAAUCACAGUGACAAGGAAAGAAAUUAUGAGGAAGCGAUGGCAUCGAUACCGACAUUGGCUUCGCUGGCAUUAACAUCUACCCUCACCACCGAGGAAGCCUUGCCACCGUCGACCGAGUCGCCUAGGGUCAUGGCACCACAAGCAGAGCCCACAGAGAGCAAGAUGCAUCGGGAAGACUGGAUGCUUGGUGCGGAUGCCGCUCCAGGGGACGCUGUUCCAAAAGCAAUAGAGAUGGACGACAAGUCUCAAGAGCCUUCCGGCUCAUCGGGCGGUAUCGACUUUUUCUCAUCGCUGGGACACACGAAAGAAAAGAGUGCAAGACAACUGGCUCGCGAAGCCGCAAAGGAGAAGCGCGAUCCGGAAAAGCUGCAAGUAUCGUCUCGCGAGCUGAACACACAAUUUGCGCAAGGCAAGUCGCUUGACGAGUAUGACGAAGUCCCCACCGGCGUCGGUGCUAGCUCUGGGCACGCUGCACGAGCUCAGCCCGGCGGGCCCGGCUACGCAUGGCGCAUGAUGAAGCUCAAGCGGACUUUCGAGGCCGCCGAGAGCGAAGGCAGGGACUUAGCCGAUGUAGCGCUCGAGCGGUACGGGAGCAUGGAAGCCUUCGAGGAGGCCAAGGGCGAGCGCGAGUGGCUUGAUCGGCGUGAUCAGGAGAAGCGCAAUGCUGGCACUGGGAGCAGCACCCAGCAGGGGGCGCAUGCUUAUAACAGGAGCUACAUGGUUUCUGGCCUCUCCGUGGGCGAGUAUUCCUCGUUCACUCAUUCACCCCUGCCCGGCUCGGGGGCGAGCACACCCCGCCCCCUCAGCCAGCAAUCCUUUCGUAAACCCGGCUCAGCCCCAACGACGCCCGGAGUAGGUGCCAGUGGCGGCUCUAGAGCGCAACCCGCAGCGGAUCCUUUUGCUCGUCUGGGCGCAGCAGCAAGAAAGUCAAAUUCCUCUCUCCGCCAACGCGGGUGUACGAUUGAUUCGGGUGCAAGCCGCAGCGGGACGUCGACACCGCCCGUAGCUUCUGCUAGCUCUGGCGUGGCGUCCGACGCGAGCAAAUCUGGCACUCCAAUCCCGUCUGUCUUUGCACCAGUCGUUCCACGCAAAUCUGCUGCUGCGACCGCGGGAGCCGGCACCGUCGAGCGUACUAUUCAGCACAGCUCUGAUAGUACUGGCGGCGGCGAGAAGGAGAUCUCAGCAGCACCCGUCUUGGAUCAAACAGCGCUCAACAAGCUCAAGGCAAGGGUGAUGAAGGCGGAGAUGAUGGGAAAGCCUGACACCGCUGCGCUCCAGAAAGAGUACGAACGCGAGCUGACGCGCUCGGAAACAGCUUCCAUACGCGCAUAUGCGUACGCACAAGGGGGCGACGAAGGCGAAGGGUAUUUUGGCACAGAUACUUUUGGUCGCGUAAGGGAUGCAGAUGAUGAUGGAGAGGCUGACGAUGGGCAUGUGCGCGAGGUACAUGUUCUGCCCACACUCGAUGGGCGCGGGCAGCUGUACGAUGUUGGCCGCGGCACAAAUGCGGAUGCUGCGCAGAAUCGUGCCGCUCUGCCAGGUAACAGGAGGAAGAAUUCUGAAAAGUUCGAGACGCGAGAUUCCAAGACAGGCGAGCUGCUGCGCUAUAAUGCCGAUGACGAUACGCAGACGCUGUCCGAUUUGAUCCGGCAGGAGCGCUUCGCCGCCGGAGCUUCGUCCGUGAAGAACGCAGACGCCGAGCUCGCGAGCAGGAUCAUGCGCGAUGGCAAGUAUCGCGCCGAUGUCGAUUACAUGGACGACAAUGUGGAGCGCCUCGCGCGCAAGAACAUGAAGAGCGAUGCGAUGAAGCGACAAUUUGCCAUCCAGGACUUUGCGCAGACGAAAAGGGCGCUGGACACCUGUCAGUUCUGUUGGCAGGAUGAGGGCGCUCGGCCGCCGCGUGCGAACGUCAUUGCCAGCGGCAGCAGUGCCUAUCUUGCGCUUCCGGAGCGGGAGAGCCUCGUGGCGGACCACUGUCUGAUCGUGCCGGUGCAGCAUCACCUCAGCAGCCUAGAGCUCGACGACGACUGUUGGGACGAGAUCAAGAACUUUAUGAAGUGCUUGAUGCAGAUGGCCGCCAAAAAGAAUGAAGGCUGUAUCUUCUUCGAGACGAUCCUCAGCUUCAAGCAGCAGCGACACACGUACAUCGAGUGUUUGACGUUGCCGUGGGACCUGUACCUCGACGCGCCGGCGUACUUCAAAGAGUCAAUCCUGGCGAGCGAGCAGGAAUGGACGCAACAUAAGAAGUUGAUCGACUUUAGCGAGCGCGGCGGGUUCCGCAACAGCCUUGUGGCCAAGCUGCCGUACUUUAUGGUCCAGUGGGACUACAAGGGCCUCAAAGGCUAUGGACACAUCAUUGAGGGACAGGAGACGGCGGAGCACGGCGAGAAUGGAGAGAUCGACGCCGCCAACGAGACCGGCCUCGGCGGUCAGGCCUUCCCCAAGUGGUUUGCACAAGAGAUCGUUGGCAACCUGCUCGACAUGGAGCCGCGGCGAUGGCGCAAACCACGCAGACUCGACUACAAGCAGAACUCCGAGCGCAUCGCGGGAUUUAAGAAGCGCUUUUCUGACUUCGAUUGGACCAAAAUGCUCGAUACUGUUGGUGGUGGCGGCGACAGCGUAGGAGGCGGCGGUGGGUGUGCAUGAUGCCAUGAGCGCAUCUCCAACCGAUCCAAGGCGAUUGCCACCCCUUCAUUUAGAUGCUUUGUACGCAUAUUCACCUUCAAUGUUACAGUAUCCUCA
Molecule: messenger RNA, 3245 nt
Organism: Tilletiaria anomala UBC 951
Lineage: Eukaryota; Fungi; Basidiomycota; Exobasidiomycetes; Georgefischeriales; Tilletiariaceae
Exons: 4
Coding region: 111-3149 (1012 amino acids)
Biological process (GO): mRNA splicing, via spliceosome
Cellular component (GO): post-mRNA release spliceosomal complex
Source: RefSeq, a predicted model, not a curated record